Kuraishia capsulata CBS 1993 is the source of this 870-nucleotide messenger RNA. RefSeq lists its product as uncharacterized. The coding region runs from base 1 to 870 and encodes 289 amino acids. The transcript has a single exon. Lineage: Eukaryota; Fungi; Ascomycota; Pichiomycetes; Pichiales; Pichiaceae. The record is from RefSeq and is a predicted model, not a curated record.
AUGACGGAUGAGGUGCAAUUUGUAUCUACUCAGAUACAGAGCCGCGCUGAAGAGUUCAACCACCAACUAGCUGUAUCAGAGGAUCUCAGACAGUUUUCCCAUGUGAGCCUUAUAGACAAUCCAGCAAACUCAGCCAAAACGCGAACAAAGAGCACACAUAGAGUCAAGCAGAGGCGACCGAAGUCAAUCUCAUCACAUGUUCGGACCAAGUUCAGUGCGAGACAUAAAAAGUCGCUUUUCGAGAUGCGCUCUGACCGUUUCAAGAUAGUAGACUCUAAAGCAAGCAGAGGCAUCCUCUACGAUUCUGAAAGCUGGACACACAGAUACGUGAAACUGAUUCCUCCUUGUGUCCCAAAGCCAAAGAUCCGAGCGUUUGAUCAGAAGGGCGAGGCUGAUUUGAACGAAAGCAUAUGGGGUAAGGCUGGAACGUCACCCGAUCUGAAGGAUCAAGAUCUGGAGACAUUGUACGAUUCCACUACGGAAAGGAGGGUUAAAAAAAACGCAAAGCUGCAGCAGCAGAGUGAUGUUUAUGCAUAUGAUGAUGAAAGCAGUAUGAACCAGAGCUUUCCUCAGAGUUUGGAGGCUAACAAUAUUGAAGCUGAUGAUAAAUUGGAAAUUGAGAACAGUUCAGCAGACGAGGGGGAGGAGCUUCUUUUGGAAGUUUGGCCGAACAAGAAACAGAAAGCCAUUGAAGCUCGGUACCGGGCCGCUGAGAUGGAGAUAGAGAACAGUUCUGGCGAAGAAAACGUUCUAUGCGAGCUCUGGCUUCAAGAGCACUUGGACACAACAGCAUCUUCCCACUGGAACUUCAAAGAAAGCGAAGAGAUAGCAAACAGCUCUGAAGAGGAAGAAUUGUUGACAAUGCAAUAA